CCCAUACACAAUGCCUGGUUUACUCCGAAUUCGAUUUCCAUCCAAGCAAGUUGGGCUUGGAACGGGAAGCGGAUCGGGUAGUCCGUUGCGGCGCUCACUUGGUCUUCGCCGAAUGGGCCCCGGCGGACGGAUCCGGGCAUUAUUUAGCUUUCAGAGUUUUGUACCAUUUCACUGCAUCGCAAUGGACGCCGUCCUUCUCACAUCUUCAUACACUGCUUUACAAUCCUCUCCAAGUCACACAGUUCCCGAUUUUCGAGUCAUCAGAAGUCAUCCAGCCGUUUAGAAAACUCACGUCUCCAAGUCACCACCUCACAUCACAGCCCAUAUCGCAUUGCUGCAUGACACACGCUUCAUCCCCGCCCGCCAGAACCAACCCCGGAAACCCCGGCAUCGUAUCGCGACGACAAUCAUGAAGGUCCUCAUCUCAACGAUGCCCUUCGCGGGGCACAUCAACCCGGCCCAGCCCGUCGCCCGCGCCCUCAUCCGCCGCGGCCACGACGUCGCGUGGCUCACCUCGGCCUCCCACGAGCACCUCGUGACCCCGACCGGCGCCGCGUUCUUCCCUUCCCCCGCGGCCCUCGCGCGCCACGACGAGGUCCCGCUGGCGCCAGACCCGGGCACCUGGGGCCUCGCCGCCAUCGUCUCGACCCUCCGUCGACUGUUCCUCGACCGUGUGCCGGACCAGGUCGCCGCCUACCGCGCCGUGCUGGCCACUUUUGACGCCGACGUCCUGCUGGUCGACCUGGGCGCUUACGGCGCCCACUGCCUGCGCGACCUCACGGGCCUGCCGUACGCCACGCUAGGGAUCAACCCGCUCUUCACCAUUGACGCCGAGAUCCCGCCCUGGGGCAGCGGAUGGCUACCCCCCACGACUUUCUUCGGGCGCUGGAUCAACGCCUUAACGCACGCCGUCGCAGCGCGGCUGUUCUACACGCGGCUCACGGCGGCGCUGAACGGGCACCGCGCGGCACUGGGAUUGCCCCCGCUGCCCGCGUUGGGCUUCUACGACUCGGCGAGGUCGGACGCGCUCCACAUCAUGCCCACGACGCCGGUGUUCGAAUUCCCGAGGCGGAACCUACCACCAGGGGUCAGGUUCGUCGGGCCUCUGCUGCCGUUGUUCAAUGACGACGACGACGGCGGCGGCGGAGCCUUCUCCCUUCCGGAGUGGUGGGGUGAGAUGCUCGCGCACCCGAGGGAGAAGGUCGUCCACGUUACGCAAGGGACGUACGCCACGAACCCGGCGAACCUCAUCGCUCCCACACUGUCAGCCCUCCGGUACCGCUCCGACUUGCUCGUCAUCGCGACGACCCGGGACGCGGAGACCCUGCUGGCGGCGGACUCCCUGCCGGCCAACGCGAGGGUCGCGCCCUUCGUCCCGCACGCCAGGCUUCUCCCGCAUGUCGGCGUCAUGGUGACGAACGCGGGGUACAACGGCGUGCUCGCGGCGCUGAGCUGCGGCGUGCCGAUGGUCUGCGCGGGGCGGAGCGAGGACAAGGCGGACGUCAGCUCGAGGGUCGCGUGGGCCGGCGCCGGCGUCGAUCUCGGGACGGACACGCCAGGCGAGGAGGCCCUGAGGGACGCGGUCGAGCGGGUCAUCUCGGACGGCCGGUUUCGCAAGGCGGCGGAGACGGUUCGGGAUGAUUUUGCGAGGCACGACGGGCCGGAGGAGGCGGUUGAUGAGUUGGAGGAGCUUGUGGAGAAGAGCCGGAGGUGAGGCCUGGGGGUUUGGGGAGUGAGAGAGAGGCGGCAGGUGUCUUGAAUUUCACUCAGUGAUGUACUUGUACUGCUUGCGAGGGCAAUCAAAUCUCGUCAGGCAGACGGGAGAUAAUGUAAUGAGAUGUUGACUUUCCUCUAUGUCUACCAGGUCAGUUAAGGACUCAAGGCUCUCAGAGAUGCCGGUGACUGUAGGGACGCAAGGUUGGAACGAUCACACAUCUGGAUAACCUGUUUUAUCUGCGUGUCAGCUAUCAGGGUGUACAUCUUAGUUACAUUUUGCAUCCGCUGCGACAAAAGCUUUCAAUUCAAACCAAGACACACUGUCUACCAACCCUCAAUGUACCUCCCUCAAGCAAGCCUUCCUCACCAAUGGCUAAGUUGUCGGCCUCGUAUACUUGUUUGGUCGUUGACGACAUUCUGGCUGAAGUGAGGCGACGGUCCGGGUCGUUGCUACGGCGUUGGUCCGUCGUUGGGUAAAAGUGGCGGCCUCAUUGGGCGUGUUGGUCGAACUGGCAAAGAAAAACAGAAGCACGUUGCUCGGUAAGUCUCACACUCUGUCUUCAAGAGUUGUCUUCGCGUUUCGACAAACGAUUUCACAAUCAUGCAUCAUGGUGGGGGUGGCCGAAAAAGCUGCGUGACGACGCUGAAGCCGCGAGAUUCUCCUGUAC
Molecule: messenger RNA, 2384 nt
Organism: Colletotrichum destructivum
Lineage: Eukaryota; Fungi; Ascomycota; Sordariomycetes; Glomerellales; Glomerellaceae
Product: Putative UDP-glucuronosyl/UDP-glucosyltransferase
Exons: 1
Coding region: 410-1714 (434 amino acids)
Molecular function (GO): UDP-glycosyltransferase activity
Source: RefSeq, a predicted model, not a curated record